AUGGCUAUAAAAUAUUGCUUGUUCAUAAUAAUUGCUUAUAUUGUAUUACUAUUCAGUGGCUGCAAUGGUGUGAUUAUUAACCGAGGGAAUUCUACUUAUAGUAACAUAAAAUUUUACACUUAUGUCUAG
This is a messenger RNA of Plasmodium vinckei vinckei, 129 nucleotides long. RefSeq names its product conserved Plasmodium protein, unknown function. Bases 1 to 129 code for a protein of 42 amino acids. Lineage: Eukaryota; Apicomplexa; Aconoidasida; Haemosporida; Plasmodiidae. The transcript is spliced from 2 exons. The record is from RefSeq and is a predicted model, not a curated record.